Molecule: messenger RNA, 1942 nt
Organism: Daphnia carinata
Lineage: Eukaryota; Metazoa; Arthropoda; Branchiopoda; Diplostraca; Daphniidae
Exons: 5
Coding region: 282-932 (216 amino acids)
Source: RefSeq, a predicted model, not a curated record
GCAAGUUAUCGGCAGUCUGUGUAGUUAUCCGACUGGCAGAGGCCCCGCCAGCCAGCUAGUGAGCCCUUUUCUCUUUUUUUGGCUGAUAAAACGUACGUUCCCCCGAGCCCUGCCACUUGACUGAAAGCCACAGCCCAGUUCACUCGUCUUCCAGGGGUGCAGCUGUGUUUCAACAAACUUAAUAUUGGCUCGUAUCCAGACUACGUGAAACAGAGACGAGCCUUUGUUUACUCCCAUCAAGACUCUGCCUUCCUUUCGGUAAAAAGCACAAGGGAGGAGAAAUGAAAACAGAAGAGGUCAAAUAUGUUUAUCAGCAAGAAGGGCCUCUGUUGGUUCCCAAGACGAAAAACGGAGCCGUUUACCAAGAGACAACCGUCAGCAAUCGCGCAAAAGAUGACAAACAAGCACCGUGUUGUUGGCCUGGCCACCUGUUUUCCCGUUUGCGUCUCAUCCUUUCCUGUUUGGCUAUUAUAUCUUGCCUCGUUGUUAUCGCAGUGUUAAUGACGAAUGGUAUUAAGGCUUCCAACAGCCGCGAAAUUGCACAGGAAGAGGAGAUUGCUAUUCUGAAGGACCUAGUUGAAAAUCAACAAAGUAGGCUACAUCGAAUGCAGAAGGAAUUACAGUUUUUAGUUACUCGCCAAAAGGCAUAUGAAGCCAGGGAAGACAGCUUUCGUAGAAGAACGGGCACCAUUGGAACUGGAACUGGAACUAAUGCCUGGCCGUCUCUAACGGAUAAGAAUUUCGUCCAAGAAAAUGAAGAUCAAGAGAAAACCCAAGAUUCGGAAUUGCCUUUAAUUCCACGACAAGUCAUCCCAGAAUUGACUUCGAUUUCAACUCUAGACGAAGACGUUGACGUCGACAAAUUGCCACGCGCAUCUGCCAAUAAAAAGCGCAAGGGAGCCAAGUCCAUGGAAGACAUGCCACAGUUGUGAAACGUUCUCUCAACAUCUUAUGUUAAGAAAUCGUUUCCUACUUAACGGGAUCCCCAAUCAAGCAGACUGACAAAUCCCUUAAUCUUUACAAAUUUUCUACUGCCCGUGUUCCAACUCUAACUGUGUCUAAUUCCAUAAACAACCACAUCAAACGACCAAAAGCUUUCUCCCCACUUAACAAUCUAACAAAAAUGUCCUUUUGCAACAGCGUAACAAUAGAUCGUAUUACAUACAACCGCGAUGUAUUUCAUUUUUUAGUUAUUCUUCCUUUUAAUGUUUCACAGACACAAUGUUUUUUUUUUAUCCCAAAGGAACAUGAAGGGGAUUUGAAUUCCUCAUUCUUCCUACAAAAAGGUAAAAAUUCCUACCCAGGUAUUUUUGUUAGAGGGUUAUGCUAAGACAGAAGGGAUAGAAUGAAAGUAUUAAUAACAAAAAGCCAAUCCAAAGAGAAAGGAUGACAGCUACGCAAAACUGGGAAGUAAAGAGGCGGCAUUUACACGGGUCACGUUACACGAGUCCAUCCAAACAGACGAAACGUAAAAUUAAUUGUAAUUUUUUUUAUGGUUUCAAUUCGUUUAUCUUUUUUUACUUAUCUUUAAUGUUUUAUCUCGUUUAAAUCUUAUUAAUAGCUUUAGUUAAUAAUAAUUAAAUGAAAAAUUGCACAAAUGAAAUUCCAAAAAAUUCGAAAGGCAGAAAACGAAUAUUCAAGAAAAAUUUCUGUUAGUUUUAUCCGAAGGGCAUAAAAAGAGGAAGAGAGUUUGUUCCAACACGUACGAAGAGAGACGAACACAAAAGAUUUCGGAUGUUUUGAAUUUGAACCGAAAUUGAACGAUGACACAAAUACACAAAAAAAAAAAAAAGACUUGGACAGAAAAAAAAAGAAUUAAUGGUACACAUUACAGUUAUAUAUAAUCUGCGAGAGAGAAAUAGAGAGAGGUGAAGAAAAACAAAACAGAAACAAGAGAAUAGUAAAUAAAUGUUGUGUAAAAAACCAACAAAAAAAUAAAGAA